Messenger RNA from Gastrolobium bilobum, 1767 nucleotides. Its product is annotated as serine/threonine-protein kinase STY13-like. Lineage: Eukaryota; Viridiplantae; Streptophyta; Magnoliopsida; Fabales; Fabaceae. Gene Ontology annotation, molecular function: protein kinase activity; ATP binding. The coding region runs from base 243 to 1406 and encodes 387 amino acids. The transcript is spliced from 6 exons. The record is from RefSeq and is a predicted model, not a curated record. Gene Ontology annotation, biological process: protein phosphorylation. Gene Ontology annotation, cellular component: plasma membrane.
AAAAGGAAAGAGCCAAGUGGGUCAGAGGCACACGUUAUGAGCAGGCAAUUCCAUGUGCCCACAUGGAUGAGGGAAAGAGUUAGAGAAGGAAGAAGAAGAUGAAGAACAGGCAGCACAACAACAUCAACUGAAACAUCCAAAACCCAAAAAAAAUAAAAAAAAUCUAAUUUUUCUCUGUUGUUUUACACUAGAGACAUAAUCAUAUACAUAAGAGAAAAGAUAUAGAAAGGUUGAAAAAGAAGAUGAAGGAAAGCAGUGAUGGGUUUGUGAGGGCAGAUCAGAUUGAUCUGAAGAGCAUAGAUGAACAGCUUGAGAGACACCUCAACAAGGUAUUGAUCAUAGACAAGAAAAAGCGAACAGAAGAGGAAGAUGUUGAUCAUGUUCAUGUUCACACAAGUGCUACUUCUUCACCAACUUCCAUUAAAUUCAAAGGUGCUGGUGGGGUUACCUUCAAGAAGCAAAAGCAGGAGUGGGAGAUUGAUACUUCUAAACUAAUCAUCAAGAGUGUUAUAGCACGUGGCACUUUUGGCACGGUUCAUCGUGGUGUCUAUGAUGCCCAAGAUGUUGCUGUUAAAUUGCUGGACUGGGGUGAAGAAGGCCAAAGGACAGAAGCUGAAGUUGCUUCCCUAAGGGCAGCAUUUAUACAGGAAGUUGCUGUUUGGCAUAAACUUGAUCAUCCCAAUGUCACAAAGUUUAUAGGGGCAACAAUGGGGUCUUCAGAAUUGCAGAUACAAACUGAUAAUGGUCUAAUUAGCAUGCCAAGCAAUGUUUGUUGUGUUGUUGUGGAGUAUCUUGCUGGAGGUACGCUGAAAUCAUAUCUAAUAAAGAACAGGAGGAGGAAGUUAGCUUUUAAGGUUGUCAUCCAGCUGGCACUUGAUCUUGCAAGAGGGCUGAGUUACCUUCACUCUCAGAAGAUUGUCCAUAGAGAUGUAAAGACAGAGAACAUGCUGUUGGACAAGACACGCACAGUAAAAAUUGCUGAUUUUGGGGUUGCACGUGUCGAGGCAUCAAAUCCUAAUGAUAUGACUGGGGAGACUGGUACUCUUGGUUAUAUGGCUCCAGAGGUUUUAAAUGGCAACCCCUAUAACAGGAAAUGUGAUGUGUACAGUUUUGGUAUCUGUUUAUGGGAGACAUAUUGUUGUGACAUGCCAUAUCCUGACCUAAGUUUCUCAGAAAUUACUUCAGCCGUUGUUCGCCAGAAUUUGAGACCAGAAAUACCAAGAUGUUGCCCAAAUUCUCUAGCACAUGUAAUGAAGAAAUGCUGGGAUGCCACUCCAGAUAAGCGGCCAGAGAUGGAUGAGGUAGUUUCCAUGCUGGAGGCCAUUGACACAUCAAAAGGUGGAGGUAUGAUCCCACUUGAUCAACAGCAAGGUUGUCUUUGCUUCCGCAAAUAUAGAGGACCUUGAAGUUACUAUAUUCUUUAGUCCAGCAAACAAUUUGGUUAUAGUGGUUUUUCACUAUUUGAAAAAUCAAUAUGUAUCUAUGGUGAGAAAACAGGAAUUUGGAUGGAUAAUGAGUCAUGACAGAAAUACACAGUAGUGGUUAUAGGUAGGAGGUGCUGAUGACAUGUCAAAAGCCUUGGAUGUGUAAAGCUGUACCUCUGGUUUUCUUUUACCCUUACCUUUUUUCCCCCUCCUUGGUUUGGGUUUUGUUGGUAUGGUGGGUAUUAAUUUCAGCUUGGCAAUGUUGCCGGAUUGGCCUUGUAACUUUCUAGCAGGAUCUUCAUUAUACUGUUGCAAACUUGCAAUCAUAAUUUAUGUGAUUAAA